GCGCCCAGACAUGCAGCCCCACCGAGCCCUCCUAUUGGUCGCCGGCCUCGCCCUGCUGACGCCUCCAGCGGAGGUCUCCGCUGACUACCGGCCAAAUCCCAGACCAGACCCGCUGACGGACUGCUGCGUGCAGGGCGUGCCCGUAUGCGCGCGCCUCAGCCGCGAGCUGGGAAUCCCCGACUUCGGCUGCGAGGUGCUGUGCAGAUCGCAGGGCUUCCCCGGCUCGCUGGGCUGCGACUACUCUGGACCCACGCCCGCCUGCGGCUGCGCCAACCAGCCCGUGGUCGAGUCUCCAGACCCACAGACCGUCUGAAGCAAGAGCCGCAGCAAGAGACCAGCUGUCCGCGAUGCGCCACUGCCCUCGUCACCAACGUGCGUGCCAGUAGUAAUGGUGCUGCCUGAGACAGUUCACACAACUUUGUGUCGGGUUACGACUAAACACAUCGCUCUUUACUGCACUCGUAUUAUUUAGCCAAUAGUUUCACUUAUUCGCCGUUAGAGGUAUCCAAAGACUUAGAGCCCAAUCACCCUUCCUCCCAUAGACAAAAAUGUGCUUCAAGUUCCAAAGAUCCACCAUAAUUAUGUAUCACUGUCAUACUGCAUAUCAGUAAAUUAAAUUAAUAUUAAAAAUAGUAAUGAUAA
Schistocerca gregaria is the source of this 642-nucleotide messenger RNA. RefSeq lists its product as uncharacterized. Lineage: Eukaryota; Metazoa; Arthropoda; Insecta; Orthoptera; Acrididae. The record is from RefSeq and is a predicted model, not a curated record. The transcript is spliced from 2 exons. Bases 11 to 313 code for a protein of 100 amino acids.